GGAGUGAAAUAUGAUAUUUUGAAAUGUCAGGCAAAAAUUACGGAGUCAAAGACAAGAGCCGCGUGUCUAAAUCGCCAAAUCGGUUCAGUUCUCGACCUGUCACCCAAAAUAAACCUGAAGAUGAACAAUUUAGUACUCGCGAUGUAUCUACUAAAGUUGACCCUGGAUUAGAAAAAGGGUGUACAGCUAGCAUUUUCCAAGAGAUAUUCGUCUCCGACACCUCCGACGCCGCGCGAGAUCUCACCAAGAAAGUGACCAGAAGCAACUCUUCGCCGUCGCUUCUUGCGUCUAGAGAAAUUUUCGUCUCCGAAGCAGCAUUGGAUUCAUCGAGUUACGAAACUCUACAUGAGCAAGAGAAUGAGACGCCUCCUGAACCUUCUGAUAAUUAUCGCGAUCAAACACCGACUAAAAAAGGCUUGGAUUAUCUGGUAGUUCCAGUAGAAUUCCACGGCGAUCAGGCUUCGGCCGUCCGCAGUUCAGCCUCCGGACCCAAGCACCCUGACGAUGGUAUCAAGGAAGCUCCUGCAAGCGACUGUUCGGAAGCGUCGCCAGCUCCGGGGAUGUCUGUUCGCUACCGCAGAUUUGCUUCAGUUAGUGAACGUGAGAUGCGUUCCAAGUCCCCGCUUCAGAGUCGCUCUUUUGCAAUGAAAGUCGAGAGGGGGCGUGAGGUGGUAGCCGUGAUGGGUGCUGGUGACUACGGCACUGCGCUCGCCAUUCGCCUGCGCAACGCAGGCUACCACGUGCUGCUCCUCACCAGGGUUACCAACCUCACGCGAAUACGUCUCAACGAGUUAGGCUACUCCGUGCUGGAGCCUCGCAAAGUAACUGAGGGCGAUCAGUCGGUGGAAGACGCGUCUGCUGACGCUGAUGAACCUUCGGACGGCGUGAUCGAAGUGGUCACUCGUCAUGACGGGCUGGCGAGGGCGAGCGUCGUCUUCGUGACGGUAGCGAACCGCGACUUUUCGCGUCGUCUGCUACGUCUACUUAGGAAUAAGAUCCUCGUCGACGUCAGCAACAGGAUCCCAAGCAAGAGUGGUGUCAGCCCUAGCAACGCCGAAGAGCUGCAGGCUCUCGUUCCAUCUUCGGCGGUGGUGAAGUCCUUGAAUACGAUCUCUGCGUGGUCGCUGCUCUGGCGCACUAAGCUUAUACCUAAGCAAAACCCAACGUGUGGAGACGCUGCGUGGGCGGUGCAAACGGUGCAGAACAUCCUACGUGAGGCGAGCCUCCCGUGCACCCGCGCGGGGAGGCUCUGCAACGCUGCAAAGCUGGAGGGCCUCCCGCUCACCUUCUUCCCUGAAGCGCAGGUGGCCAUGGGCAUCAUCACGGCCGUGGUCACCUUCUUCACCAUCCUCAACCUCUUCCGCAAUCAACUUUGUCCCCUUAUGGCCAACCCUGAAACUUCUGUGUCUGAUCUCUUCGAGAACUUCCUGCUCGACAACACGUUGCUAGGAUGCGGACAGUCAGCCAUCAUGUUGCUGACGCUCACAUACCUUCCAGGCGUGCUGGCAGCUUACCUGCAGCUCUUGAGAGGAACCAAGUACCAGCCGUUCCCUGCAUUCCUGGACGCGUGGCUGAGAGCCAGGAAAUAUUUGGGCUUGGCUGCUGCUAUGAUCAUCUUCCUUCACAUGCUGACGGUGAUCUUAUCGGGAUCGGCAGGUUUAGACUUACUGAGAUCAAACCUGCAGUGGAUGUAUCCGACCGCUCUGGGCUUGGGAGCCAUUGGCGUAUUGCUGCUGUUGAUGCAGAGCGUAUUCUCGAUCCCUGGUGUGAGCGAUCAGCUGUCGUGGUCAGAAAGCCAGUUUGUUUUUAGUCGACUUGGAUGGCUUGCCUACAUCGUUGGAUGCUCUCAUGUCGUCCUUAUGGAAUGGAAUGAUUUGCUGAACUUCACAUCUUCGAGGCAGUGUUACGUGCUCAUACAAGGAAGUCAGAUUGUGAUGAUGGCGGCAGCAUUGACUGUUGCAUUGAAAGUGCUACUCCUGCCGUUCGACUGGCGACUCACUGCAAUCCGCAGAGGAGAAGGCAAUCGCACACGCUCCAGAAAAACAAAACCAAGGAAGGAAAGAAUGGCGGACCCGCAUAGUUCUAUCGUAUAAAUAUUGAAAGUCAACAUGAAGCCACGACAAUUUACAAGAGAAAAAAUUGAUGCGAGACGGAAAUGCCAUACCACUAUGAAAUUAUGUGAUUCGCCACAAAACUAUAACUGUAGAUUAAUAAUUUCUAUAGAUUAAUUAUUUCGUUCUGAGUGCGAGUUUACUCUCAGUGUACGCUUCAUGAGAAGCAUUCGUUAAAUUCGGGAAUGAAAAUGUAAGAAAAUUCUGGAUGAAAUUCCCAUCGUAUUUUCACACAAGACUAAAUUCCGUGCUCCUAGCAUUUGUAGCCACGUAAAACUACUAUUCAUUUUUACAAUCAUGUCAUAUUUAAAAUAUGCAACGAUACAAAUUUGAUUCUUUACAGUUUGGCUUGCAUCAAAUUAUUGUAAUUACUUCGCCAAGAAUUGCACCACCCAAUAAAUUUACGCUAUUUGAUGAUGACGAAGCUUAAUUCUUAAUUAAGUUUAUUUAUUGUGGCUCAGAUCAGGCAUGAAUUUAACUUCAGCCGACAGGUUAUGGGCGGCACAAGAUGUAAAAUGGCCAAAGCCAAUAAAAAAAGCACUACAUUUUAUUUUUGGUUGAUGAAAUUGCAUUGAAUUAGGAUAAAAAUACUCGUGUGAAUGGAAUUCCUGUGUAUAAUUAAGCAGAAGCACACAUACGCACGCUGAAUAGCGCUUCUACCAUAGUUAGCCACCCAUUGAUUGGAACCAAAUUUGAAUGAUAAACUUGGUGACUCAUAACUCGUAUAUGUAUAGCUUGGUGACUCAUUUAGGUGAUGUAAUAAAACUCUGUCGUAGAGCAACACGCACUCUAAGGCGAAUGCAACAAGGAAACCGUCAAUAAGUUUAAGCUUUUAGUCAGAAAAUGACAUUGCAAUGCAUAGAAAACACGAUCGCCUUUCGAAAUUUAUUUUAUUUGCAUCAUAUUGAUAUAAUUUUGCGCGUGGCAAUCUCACUCGAGGAAGCCAGCACAUGUGCAGGGUGCUCAUUCAGCUCUGAACGAGCAUCUGAACACUACAUUUAAAUUUACUAGGGCAAUCCUUGCAAUUUUCACACGCAACUACUCAGUAAUUCAGUCUUGACUACAAAAUCUUGUAAAAUGCAUUUGAACGAAGCUUGAGUUUUCAUAGAACUUCAUGUCGUUGGUGAUGUCAUAAAAACUUGGAUUAGAAAAAACUAUGGUUGUAUCAACCUCUGGGUUUCUGGAUCUGCAUCGAUGAAAGUCGUCGUUCUUCACUAUUGACACUUCUUCAAUAUAAUAAAUUAUGUAUGGUGAGAGAUAACAUUUCUCACUAUUGAUACUUUGUCGCAAAAAAAUUAUGUAUGGGGAGAGAGAGCCAUGAUUUCUCACAAUUGACUGUUAGUGGAUCAAAUAAAUUAUCCAUGCCAGAACGAUCUCAAGAAACGGAAGCAUGUUCUGGGCGGUCGCAAGUCCACUAUUACUACUUACUUUAUCCCGUCUGCACAUAGCUUGCAUGUCAUAAAAGCUAAAAAUACUGGAAUAAGAUGUAGCUUUUAGAGAAGGAUUAAAAAUUUUGCAUGUACCCUCUAAUGUACAUAGGGCGUUUUCAUUCCCACGAGAAAAAUGAAGGAUAACCUUGAUGAAGGAAGUGUAAGUGUCGGAUAUCUUAGCCAAGUCACAACUGAACACAAGCGCAAUACAAGAGCAGUAUUACGAAGCUAGCUUCUUCCUGUAGCCUAAUUAGAGACCUAGAAUUAAUGUUCUUACAUCAUAUCACCCAUAACAUCAACAACAUAAC
Hyalella azteca is the source of this 3849-nucleotide messenger RNA. Its product is annotated as metalloreductase STEAP4-like. Gene Ontology annotation, biological process: copper ion import. The record is from RefSeq and is a predicted model, not a curated record. NCBI's taxonomy places the organism in Eukaryota, Metazoa, Arthropoda, Malacostraca, Amphipoda, Hyalellidae. Gene Ontology annotation, cellular component: endosome; plasma membrane. The coding region runs from base 24 to 2093 and encodes 689 amino acids. Gene Ontology annotation, molecular function: ferric-chelate reductase (NADPH) activity; cupric reductase (NADH) activity. The transcript has 13 exons.